Notechis scutatus (mainland tiger snake) is the source of this 3236-nucleotide messenger RNA. RefSeq names its product chromosome 5 C3orf52 homolog (gene C5H3orf52). The record is from RefSeq and is a predicted model, not a curated record. Lineage: Eukaryota; Metazoa; Chordata; Lepidosauria; Squamata; Elapidae.
GCAACUUUGGAACGAAAGGUUGCUUUUUGGACUCGAUAAAAACAGUUAGAGCUUCCUUCUUCCCUUAUUAAUUUUUUUUGUUACCGGCAUCUUGGAAAACGUUUAUCAGACAUUGCAUCGUUUUAUUUGUUUUACUACAAAAAUCAUCCUUAUUCAUGGCAACAUUGGAGCCCAACGCUAUUUUUUGCUUUUGUUUCCUUCCACUUUCUCUAUCAGCGCAAUCGAAUAUGGGCAUGUAAAGGAACUCCGUUAUUUCCCUGUUCCCAUUGCCUUUGAUCUGGAAAAACUAGUCAGCCAUGGACGCAGAAAACGGUCAAGUUCCCGCGCAAAAUCAGCUGGGCAUUGAGUUAAGCCGAAAAGACGAGGAAAGAGGAGAAGGAAGCGAGCUUCUUCAGGAAGAAGCCUCUCGCGCCACCGCCGCGGAGACAAGCAGCUUAAAAUCAUGUUCUUCAAUUAUUUUUUGGAAAUGCAAACUCUGGAUGGUUAUAACGUCUGUUUUUCUACUGUUGAUCCUUGUGAUCACUUUAAGUUUAAUUUUGUACUCAGUGGUUCACAUAGAUGAAGAUGAAUAUUGGGAUCCUGAAUUAAUUACAAGUGGUAAACAACACAAUUUCUCAGGAAUAGUAAACAUUAAAUGUCCAAACCCUAAUGCGCUUCUCUCAGAAUCUGCAUAUGACGUGUUUUCUACAAAUCUUAAUAAGAGGCUUAAGGAUGUAUACAGUUACUCACCUGCAUUGGGGAGAUAUUUUACCUCAUCUGAAGUUACUUCUUUCAGUGGAGAAAAUAAUACAGUAUCAUACUACUUGCAAUUCUUGGUGCCACCUGAGAGUGCAGACUUCAUGAAGUAUAGAAUGAGUAAAGAGUUUGUAAUGAAUAUUUUAAGACAAAAUAUAUAUGACAAGCAAAACAUCUCUGAUUUGGAUAUACCUGAAUGUACAGAUAUAAUACUUGAUCCAUCUUCUGUUACAAUAAAAUUAAUAUAAACCAUCAAUACGGGAGGAAGAACUGAAUGCAGAUUUCAAGAGUGACUUUGGAGGACUCCUUUGAUCUUUGAUCAAUUUUUUAAUAUUGCAACAGCAGAGAAAAUUGCCGUAUCAAGUAAUUGCACACUUACAAAUUCAAAUUUAGAACAACAGUAUAAACUCCGUGAACAGCAAUCAAAGCAUAAUAUAGUACAAGAAACUGAAGCAACAAUUUUGAUAAGAGGAUGAAUGGUCCAGAUCUCAGAUAAGUAAAAUCCUAUUCAGUAUAAAGACUCCUUUUUGUGUAAUAAUGUAGAACAUUUUCUACAUUUUUUUAACCAGAUCAAGUUUCUACAGAAAGGUGUAUUUAAAAAACAACAACACCCACAAUUGUACACAAAUAUUGCUUUUAUUAUUGCUUAUUAUUUUUGUUACAAUGUGUGUUGCUUUGAGAGUGUUAGCUUUAAUAAUUCAUAACAAAAUUGAUUACUAGUCAUAUACAGUAAAGAUGGACAAUUCUGUCAGUUUUACUUUCAUUUGUGUACAUUUUACAGUAAUUCCAAUUUUUUUUUAAUGAAAAAGUUAAUUCCCUAGGAAAUAUAGCUAUCACUAUCUUUAAGUUACAUAAUUCUCAGUUGUUUUACCAGACAAAUUAUUAGGAACAAGUUAUUUCUCUUUUGGAAGGACUUUUUUUUAUCUUCUUCCCUAUUAAUGUUAAAGAUGAAAAGCUUGGUUUGCAAUUUUUUAAAAGUGAAAACUCCCUAAUUCAGCAAUAUAAAUAUUGUAUACAGUAUGUGCAAGCAUUUAAAGUCUGAAGCAAAUAAAGCCUUCAGUUAGAAUUUUUAAAAAUGCCAGUUUUGCUUUUGAAUCUUAGAUGACAUUUUGUAGCAACUGUAUCUUUGUAAAAUUUAUUCUUUGAAAGAUAAAAUAUACUUUGAUUUUUUUCUGAAGCAAUUUUAUAAAAAUCAAAUGCUAUUUUAGCUUUUCAUAUAAAAACAGUCUCUUUGGAAAGUUCUUAUUUAAAAAGUCAUUAGUUAAAAUUGAGUUAUGCUCCUGCAUUCUGAACUAUUUGAAACUGAAAGAUACAUAGGAAGUUAUAAGGGAUAGUGGUUGUUUCCUAAACAGGCUGGCACAUUACUAAACAUUACUAAAAUUUCUCAGUCUGGGUUUAUGGUUGAAUCUAAGCAUAUUCUUAAACUACAAAUAUUAUAUCCAAAGAUUCCACAUUCCACACACUCGUCGGAUUGACACUGCAAGAGUUGUUGUUACUGGCAUUGCAGCAUUUAUGUCAUCAAAAGUAAGGUGUCCACAGCAAUCACACCAUCCUUGCAUCAGAAGAUGUCAAUAGUUUAAGACCCCCUGCCAGAGAAAAAAAUUGGCUACAUUGUUUUCCCAGUUGCAUGAAUAUUGCUUGAUGUUCUUCCCACCACGCUCAUCCCCAUAUAUAUUGUGUAUUCAUGUUUCUCUUGCUAUUCCCAAUGUUGUGUGACUCUUCCCAGCUAUUGUUGAAGCCUGUCUUUAUGAUUCUGUUAUAUUAGUUCAGAAAUCUUUGAAUGACACCAUUAUUGCUACUGAGAAACUGGCUUCUCUUUCUAUUCUGGUCUUACGUUUGUAUCUGGUUUUGUGGUAGUUUGUAUAUCUAUGUUUGCUUUUACUUUUGUUAUCUCUUAUAUUUCAUCAGACUUCAUCCUUUUUUCAGUAAAGCUAUGGAGAAAUUUUAUUUCAAUGCAAACGUUUUACUCUGGGUGGAUUUCCAUAGAUGGGAGUUUCCUCUCAGUGCAAAUUCUUCAGAAUGGGGGCUUUCCUUCUAUUGCAGCAGGUGAAACAAAUGAUAAUUCCUCCCUUCCCCAUCUCCUGUAAGUUUAGCAACACCCUUGGCUGAAGCAAUCUGCAUUUUCAAAAGCUGCAUUUUCAAGUCAAGGGCACACCUAUUAUAUGCAACAAUCCUGAGAACCUGAAAAGUACCUCCAAACUCUGGCCAAUUGUAUUAGCUAAUCCUUCCCUACUCAGAAUAUCAAGCCCUGGGGUUACUAUUCAUCUGUGAGAUAGCAGAGGCUCCCUGCUAAAGUAAGGGAAGCUAUCCUGCUUCAAUGGACAGCCUUCCAACCCACCAAGGGAUGGUGGAGGUUGCUUGUGAUGGAUCUGCCUGAGCCUAAGAAUAAUGAAAAUGAACAUUUCCAAAACUUUCCAGAAUAGGAUGACAGGACGUUUUUGUUGGCAAUUAGUGUUUUUCCCCAAUAACUUUGAAGCUCCAUCUUAAUGUAGUUCUUGAUA